GGCGCCGCAGCCAGCGCCCCCCGACGCCACGACUGCGCAGGCGCGCCGUCCGCUGAGUUUUCUGCGCUUCCUUCUCCUUCUCUCCAGACGUCGUGGUCGUUGGGUCCUAUGUCGCGCCGGGCCCUCAGGAGGCUGAGGGGGGAACAGCGCGGCCAGGAGCCCCUCGGGCCCGGCGCCCUGCAGUUCGACCUCCGCGAUGACGAUGACGCGGAAGAAGAAGGGCCCAAGCGGGAGCUGGGUGGCCGGCGCCCCGGGGAGGCAGGGAAGGAGGGCGUCCGAGUCAACAACCGGUUCGAGCUGAUAAACAUUGAAGAACUUGAGGAUGACCCUGUGGUCAACGGGGAGAGGUAUGGCUCUUCACUCACAGAUGCUGCGGCACCAGGGAACAAAGGAAGGGCUCCACGUGGACACACAGAAACCAAGGUGGAUGGAGGCGUGGCCAGGACAGCACCCCCAGAGCAGGUGGGGGGCCGAGUGUCUAAUGCAAGUGGCAAACUCCGGAAGAAGAAAAAGAAACAGAAAACUAAGAAAAGCGGCACGGGAGAAGCACUGGAAAACGGACUAGAAGAUAUUGAUCGCAUCCUGGAGAGGAUUGAGGACAGCAGUGGUUUGAACCGUCCUGGCCCAGCUCCCCUGAGCUCCAGGAAGCAUGUUCUCUACGUGGAGCACAGACACUUGAAUCCAGACACAGAACUGAAAAGGUAUUUUGGUGCUCGGGCAGUCCUGGGGGAACAAAGGCCACGGCAGAGACAGCGCGUAUACCCCAAGUGCACAUGGCUGACAACCCCUAAGAGCACCUGGCCCCGGUACAGCAAACCAGGUCUGUCCAUGCGGCUGCUGGAAUCGAAGAAAGGCCUGUCCUUGUUUGCGUUUGAGCACAGUGAGGAGUACCAGCAGGCACAGCACAAGUUCCUGGUGGCCGUGGAGUCCAUGGAGCCCAACAACAUCGUGGUUCUGCUCCAGACGAGCCCGUAUCACGUGGACUCGCUCCUGCAGCUCAGCGAUGCCUGCCGCUUUCAAGAGGAUCAGGAGAUGGCUCGAGACCUCGUAGAGAGAGCACUGUACAGUAUGGAGUGCGCGUUCCACCCCUUGUUCAGCCUCACCAGCGGGGCUUGCCGGCUGGAUUACCGCAGACCCGAGAACAGGAGCUUCUACCUGGCCCUCUACAAGCAGAUGAGCUUCCUGGAGAAGCGAGGCUGCCCACGCACUGCACUGGAGUACUGCAAGCUCAUCCUGAGUCUCGAGCCGGAUGAGGACCCCCUCUGCAUGCUGCUGCUCAUCGACCACCUGGCCUUGCGGGCCCGGAACUACGAGUACCUGAUCCGCCUCUUCCAGGAAUGGGAGGCUCAUCGGAACCUGUCACAGCUCCCAAAUUUUGCCUUCUCUGUUCCACUGGCGUAUUUCCUGUUGAGCCAGCAGACAGACCUCCCUGAGCAUGAGCAGAGCUCUGCCAGGGAGAAGGCCUCGCUCCUGAUACAGCAGGCGCUCACCAUGUUCCCUGGAGUCCUCCUGCCCCUGCUGGACUACUGCAGUGUGCGGCCCGAUGCCACCGUGUCCACUCAUCACUUCUUUGGACCCAAUGCUGAGAUAAGCCAGCCCCCUGCCCUGAGCCAGCUGGUGAGCCUGUAUCUCGGGAGGUCACACUUUCUCUGGAAAGAGCCCGCCACCAUGAGCUGGCUGGAGGAGAACGUCCACAGGGUGCUGCAGGCAGUGGACACCGGAGACCCUGCAGUGGAAGCCUGUGAGCACAGGCGGAAGGUGCUGUACCAGCGCGCACCCAGGAAUAUCCACCGCCAUGUGAUCCUCUCUGAGAUCAAGGAAGCCGUUGCUGCCCUGCCCCCGGACGUGACCACGCAGUCUGUGAUGGGGUUUGACCCUCUGCCUCCUGCGGACACCAUCUACUCCUACGUCAGGCCCGAGAGACUAAGUCCCAUCAGCCAUGGAAACACGAUUGCGCUCUUCUUUCGGUCACUGUUGCCAAAUUAUACCAUGGAGAUGCCUUGAGUCCACCCACAUGGGGAUGUGGUGUUUGGAGCUCCAGCAGCCGUCCUGUGCUUGGGAGUCAAAGAAGAGCCGGUGUUCCAGGGACAGUGAGUGCAGCAGAGGUUGAGCCCAGGCCUGCUGUCCUGAGAGGUGGCUGGGUCACUUGACACCUUGGCAUUGCUGCUGGGGUUAUGUCGUGAGCUGCCGCUGAGCCUGUUUCUAAUGACCGUGAGAUCUGAAGACUACUCUCAAGGCCUGGCCUCUGCCAUGCUUGUGGGGAAUGGUGGAUCCUGCUUCCUCCCCGGCCCUGCUGAGCCCAGCAAGAGCCUGAGGCACAUGUGGCCUCCCCAGUGCCCAUCGCAGCAUUGCUCCCCAGCUGGGCCCUUUUCCACUGAGCCAGACCCCCACAGAGUCUUCAACGCAGGCACCUCCCACACCCCCACCCCCAGGUUCAAAGGAAACUGAUGGCCCCUGAGCCAAGGGCUGAGGCGGGCUGUGGGCCCGGCUGUCCUUGGGAGCUGUACUGGAGCCCACCACGUUGGGACCCAGAGGCAGACUCAUGGUGGCCCAAGAGCUCGGGACUGUUGGUCUGGCAGUGACCCUCACCUCCCUGUGCGUGGCUGCAGCUGGACAGGCCACCCUGGGCUACAGAGCUGGUUUCCCUGCAGCCCUUGGGUGCACACUGAGGGCAUGCAUGCAUAUGUGUGUACAUAUUUGUGUGUGCGCAUGUAUGUGUGUGGGUGCAGGUGUGUGUGUGCAGGUGUGUAUGUGUGUGGGUGUUGCAGACCUUGGGUGCCAGACACAGAACAAACCCAGGAAGGCAUCUGUCUUCAUUGUCCUCAUGGGGCCCUAGUCCAGAAACGUCUUUAUAGAAAGUGCUCCGUGGGACCGUGCCUCUGCCCGUGGGAAGGUGCUGUCCACCGUGACCCUGGUGAGCAGGCACGCCGGCCCCACGUGUCUUCCUGCCGCUCAACACGCAAUGUCUCCAGGGGCACUGGGAGAUCCAAACAGAUAGGAUUAGCUGUAGGAUGAUCUGAUUCCAUCUAAUCACAGAUGAUCCUGAGGCUAAUUUAUCUCCCCCAUGACCAUAACGAAUUGGAACGUUGAUUUUUUCCCAGCUCAUCUGUACCUCAUCUCCUUCCCACAAUGCCCCGACAGGCACAUCCAGUGAGAACCACAGUGGGAGUCCUGUGUCAGGGUCACCCACUUCCGAUGCCCUCCAGCUGUGUCCUGGCAGGAAGCAGGCUGCCCGAUUCUCAUGCCCUUUGAAGUCCCAGGCUGGGUGGAGGCUGGGGUUAACCGCCAUCUGUCUCAAAGCCCUCAUUAUGGAGCUGCAAACAUGAACAUCCCUGAAAUGUGAGGAUGCAGUGGGCUGGGAUAGGGCUGCUCACUAGCUCAUGGCCAGAGGGAAGUGGGGUUUGGGUCUGUGAGGUGCUGUGGAUGUCCAGGGACUCCUAUGCAGGGACAUGGCCCCUUACACCAUGGGGCCAUCUGCCUUCCCCAGCCAGGCUCAGCCGCCUCCUCACAUCUGGGACCCUUCUCUCCAGCGUGAGGCGGCAAAGGUCCUGGGAGGCAAAAGGCUGGGCUGAGGUGAGGCUGUGUGGGUGUGGCCAGACCGCAGGUCUGGGAGGUGUGGGCAGGACUCCAAAUGAGCUGUGUGUGCUUCCAGACACGGGUCUGCCAGUCUCAGGAUGGUUUGACCAAGUCUCCCAAAGCUGAAGCCCCGCCCAUGUCCCUCCUGCCUGCCAUCCAGCAGGUGCACGCACCUGUGUCCAUCAGGUGGUACAAGAAUCUGCCAGCAGCGCUGUCAUUGACAGGGAGUCUGAGGCCACCCCGAUGCCACGUGGUGUGUUCACACAACGGACACCACUGAGGCAGAGGAUUGCAGCCACCAGCAUGGGCAAAUCUUAGCCAGAGAAAGUGAGCCGGGUGGGAACGUAGUGUCUGUGUGUCUGGUGCAGCCUAUGUAUUUGGUUCGGGUGGGGGCAUCCCUCAGCCUGCAUAUUUGUCAUUGGUGCACUUUUACGUGUGUUGUACUUCAAUUAAAACAUUUUAGGCCUGGU
Messenger RNA from Saimiri boliviensis boliviensis (Bolivian squirrel monkey), 4046 nucleotides. It is a transcript of the gene TCF25, whose product is annotated as TCF25 ribosome quality control complex subunit. The record is from RefSeq and is a predicted model, not a curated record. Lineage: Eukaryota; Metazoa; Chordata; Mammalia; Primates; Cebidae. Gene Ontology annotation, molecular function: protein binding. Gene Ontology annotation, cellular component: RQC complex.